Messenger RNA from Akanthomyces muscarius, 219 nucleotides. RefSeq lists its product as uncharacterized. The coding region runs from base 1 to 219 and encodes 72 amino acids. Lineage: Eukaryota; Fungi; Ascomycota; Sordariomycetes; Hypocreales; Cordycipitaceae. The record is from RefSeq and is a predicted model, not a curated record. The transcript is spliced from 4 exons.
AUGGCGCACCUCAACGUCAAGCCGGAUCCGGCCUACCUGAAGCUGCAGGCGAUGCAAAAGAGUCGCGUGCAGUACUUCCGCUGGACUCCAAGGAAUGCCCGUAUCACAUUCAUGUAUGUGGCGGUGAUUCCCACCAUCAUGGGCUACAUUGCCUACAACACAGACGGUCUCUGGGAUCUACGAGCGAAGAGAAAGGGCGAUACCGCAUACGAGAAAUAA